AUGAAAAAAAACAUAUUAUUUUCUAGAGAUAUGCUUAAUACCGCAUUAUUAACAGAUCUAGAAAGAGAUGAACAUAACGAAGAGAAUCAAAAUAUCGUUGCAGCUAUGAGAGCAAUUCAGAAAUGUAUUAAGGCUAUCAUGAUCUGGUUGACGCUAGUGAGUUUUAUGUUGGUAGUACACGUAAUUUUUAGUGGUGUUUAUGCUGGAGAUGUCUACAUAGGAAAUAGUAAUGUUAGUUGCGAACUUCUGCUGGGUCAAACCUAUGAAUCAACCGGCGUAGUAGCUCACCCACACUAUGACUCACUACAUAUCAGCCCUUUUAUGAUGCCAGCCGAUGCAUCUAAUGGGACCCAACUCGGUAUAUAUUAUGAAGACAAUGCAGUCAAUUUGGAUAAAAGAUAUGUUUGGUGGUUUCUAGCGGCAGCAAAGUUAAUAGAUACAGGGUUAGGUCUAUAUGAAUUAGCUACCUCAUGCCAGGACUGGUCAUCUGGGGGUGCUAGUGCUAAAAUUGGUUGUGUACAUGGAGCAUUGAGUACGGCAUUUACUGUAGCUGGCGGUGGCUGGUACGUUUGGAAUAAAUAUAUCGAAAUAGGUAACCAGUUACUAUCGCUACGUAAAAGAGACAGUGCGAUAAAUUAUCAAUCACAUUUAGAGUAUUUGGGGUACUAUGUCAAUCUUACCAACUUACCAGCCGCACUUGUUUACAAUUCUGAUGGAGAAUUACAUUACAGCGAUGCUGGAGAAACUCCAGUAUUAUUAACAUAUACCGCAACAGGCACUUUGGUACAUUUUACAGCUAGUAGGUUUAAUGAGACCACAUUUAUUAGUAGGUGGGGAAAAAUAGAUGGCUUAUCGUCAAAGAGAGAUGAGCAGUUUAAUGAGCAGGAUUUCACCCAAGGUGGUAUAGAAUUCUCCCAUAUAAUGAACGAAGGUGACAAUGCUCGGCUCUCCACGUCAAAUGAUUACGGACAAAUGGACCACGAAGUAUCAUGUUUAUUUGGGGAUAAGCCUGGUAACACAUACCAAUAUCAAAUAUAUGAUAACAACCACAGAUCUACUAUUACUGGAGGGAUUGUUAAAGCUUUCCAGUAUGAUGCUUAUGAUACCAGUGCUUUGACAGGCGAGUUUGUGUCAAGCACGCCAGAAAACCAAGCAUGUGAAAUAUCUUAG
Messenger RNA from Debaryomyces hansenii CBS767, 1170 nucleotides. Its product is annotated as DEHA2G00242p. The record is from RefSeq and is a predicted model, not a curated record. The transcript has a single exon. NCBI's taxonomy places the organism in Eukaryota, Fungi, Ascomycota, Pichiomycetes, Serinales, Debaryomycetaceae. Bases 1 to 1170 code for a protein of 389 amino acids.